AUGCCUUACAAAGUACAGACUGUAUUGGGAGAUAUCGAUCCAAAAUUACUCGGAAGAACACUCACCCACGAGCACAUGGCUAUGGAAUUCUCGCAUUUUUAUCGAGAACCACCAACGUCAGUCUCGGAACAUGUUGGAUCAUUGAUUAAUUUAGAAAAUGUCGGAUAUAUAAGACAGUACCCAUAUAGUAACCAGUACAAUUUAAAUAUGAACGAUAAAGGCGCUAAAGAUGCUGUUGAAAAGGAUGUGCUUAGAUACAAAAAAUGUGGUGGAGGAACCAUAGUGGAAAAUUCUACGGAGGGCUUACAGAGAGAUAUUGGCUUUUAUAAAGAAGUUUCAAGCCGAACUGGUGUUCAUGUUGUAGCUGGUACAGGAUUUUAUAUAGCUGAUGUACAGACUGGAGGUGUAGUUCAUCACUCACAGGAAGAUAUGUAUAAUCAUAUGUCAAAAGAGCUUUUAGAAGGUUGCGAGAGCUUAAACGUAAAAGCUGGGUUUAUCGGGGAAGUAGCAAGUGUUUGGCCUAUACGAGAUUUUGAACGGAAAGCAAUAAUUGCGGCCGGGCAAGUUCAAGAGCAGAUCGGAUGUGGCGUGAGCUUUCAUCCACAUCGCAAUCCUGAUGCACCUUUUGAAAUUAUACGCCUUUAUUUGGAAGCUGGGGGCAGAGCUGAAAAGGCUGUAAUGUCUCAUUUGGACAGAACUUUGCUGGACCCUGAGAAACUUCUAGAAUUUGCCAAACUUGGAACAUAUUGCCAGUAUGAUUUAUUCGGCGUUGAGGUUUCUUUCUACCAAUUAAAUGAAAUGACCGAUAUGCCAUCAGAUGCCCAAAGGAUUCAAAUGAUAAAGCAGUUGGUGGAUAGCGGUUAUGAAGAUAAAAUUCUCAUGUCUCAUGAUAUCCACACUAAACAUAGAUUGACCUCUUAUGGUGGCCAUGGAUACGAUCACAUAAUUACCAACGUGCUACCUAAAAUGAAAAUUAAAGGAUUUUCGCAAACCGUCAUAGAUAAAAUAACCAUAGACAACCCAGCAACAUGGCUGACUAUUUCUACA
Molecule: messenger RNA, 1047 nt
Organism: Brenthis ino (lesser marbled fritillary)
Lineage: Eukaryota; Metazoa; Arthropoda; Insecta; Lepidoptera; Nymphalidae
Source: the annotation of a GenBank genome assembly